GCUGGGGAAACGCCCCCGCUCAUGUGUCCGGAGCACCGCGCCUCGCUGCAGUCUCAUACACUUAUUCCGCAGGGAGAGAGCUGCUCGGACCCGCACAGGACCAAAGGACGGAAAACGGCCAGUGGCACAAAUGGCUAGACUGGUGUACACGGCCGCCUCGGUGCUCUUUGGGAUUUCCACCCUGUGUUUUACGGCACGGAUUUACCCACCAAACGAAGUGACGUUACUGGACUCCAGAUCAGUACAGGGGGAGCUGGGAUGGGUCGCAAGUCCAACAGAAGGAGGGUGGGAAGAGGUGAGCAUCAUGGACGAGAAGAAUACACCCAUCCGCACCUAUCAGGUGUGCAACGUCAUGGAGCCGAACCAGAAUAACUGGCUGCGGACGGACUGGAUCGCCCGCGGCGGCGCCCAGCGGGUCUACAUCGAGAUCAAGUUCACGCUGAGGGACUGCAACAGCCUGCCGGGGGUGACGGGCACCUGCAAAGAGACCUUCAACCUCUACUACUACGAGUCCAAUAACGACAAGGAGCGCUACAUCCGCGAGAACCAGUUCGGAAAGAUUGACACGGUGGCGGCGGACGAGAGCUUCACGCAGGUGGACAUCGGCGACCGCAUCAUGAAGCUGAACACGGAGGUGCGCGACGUGGGGGCGCUGUCCCGCAAAGGCUUCUACCUGGCCUUCCAGGACGUGGGCGCCUGUAUCGCCUUGGUCUCUGUGCGCGUCUUUUACAAGAAGUGCCCUCUGACUGUGCGCAACCUGGCACAGUUCCCUGAUACCAUCACGGGGGCCGACACCUCCUCGCUGGUGGAGGUGCGUGGCUCCUGUGUCAACAACUCGGAGGAAAAGGACGUGCCCAAGAUGUACUGUGGGGCGGACGGCGAGUGGUUGGUACCCAUUGGGAACUGCCUGUGUUACCCUGGGUUCGAGGAGCGCAACGGAGAGUGUCAGGCCUGCAAGAUUGGCUACUACAGGGCCCUGUCCACAGAUGGGGGCUGCUCCAAGUGCCCCCCUCACAGCUACUCCACCCGUGAGGGCUCCACCUCCUGCAGCUGCGAUAAGGGCUACUUCCGCGCUGAGACCGACCCACCAGCCAUGCCCUGCACACGUCCACCCUCAUCCCCCCAACACCUGAUCUCCAACGUCAACGAGACGUCCGUGAACCUGGAAUGGAGCCCUCCGGUGUCGACGGGUGGCAGGCAGGACCUGACCUACAACGUAGUGUGCAAGCGGUGUGGGGGGGCGGGCCGCCGCUGCCAGCCGUGUGGGGCCGGCGUGCACUACGCCCCCCAGCAGCUGAGCCUGCGUGCUACGCGCGUCUCCAUCACCGACUUGCAGGCCCACACCAACUACACCUUUGAGAUCUGGGCCGUGAACGGCGUGUCCAAGCAGAGCCCGGGACCCGAGCAGGCCGUGUCCGUCACCGUCACCACCAACCAAGCCGGUGACUCCCUCCCAGUGGCCUCCAUCCAGGCCAAAGAUAUCACGAGGCACACGGUGUCCCUGGCCUGGCAGGAGCCGGAAAGGCCCAACGGAGUCAUCCUGGAGUACGAGGUCAAAUACUAUGAGAAGGACCAGAAUGAGAGGAGCUACCGCAUCAUCAAGACGGCGUCCCGCAGCGCCGACAAAGGCCUGAACCCGCUGACCUCCUACGUGUUCCACGUGCGGGCGCGCACCGCCGGCUAUGGUGACUUCAGCGCCCCCUUCGAGUUCAUGACCAACUCUGUUCCCUCUCCAGUCAUCGGCGAUGGUGCCAACCCCACGGUGCUGCUGGUGUGUGUCGGCAGUGUGGUCCUGCUCAUCAUCCUCAUCAGCGCCUUCAUCAUCAGCAGGAGGAGAAGCAAGUACAGCAAGGCCAAGCAGGACGCGGACGAGGAGAAGCAGCUCCACCAAGGUGUGAGGAUAUACGUGGACCCCUUCACAUACGAGGACCCCAACCAAGCCGUCCGUGAAUUUGCCAAGGAGAUUGACGCAUCUUGCAUUAAGAUCGAAAAAGUCAUCGGAAUAGGCGAGUUCGGCGAGGUCUGCAGCGGGCCGCCUAAAGAUGCCAGGCGAAGCGGGGAGAUCUGCGUGGCCAUCAAGACCCUGAAGGCGGGCUACACCGACAAGCAGAGGCGGGACUUCCUGAGUGAGGCCAGCAUUAUGGGCCAGUUCGAGCACCCUAACAUCAUCCACCUGGAGGGCGUGGUCACUAAGUGUAAACCAGUGAUGAUCAUCACGGAAUACAUGGAGAACGGAUCACUGGAUGCCUUCCUGAGGAAGAAUGACGGGCGCUUCACGGUGAUCCAGCUGGUGGGCGUCCUACGUGGUAUCGCCUCGGGCAUGAAGUACCUGUCCGACAUGAGCUACGUGCACCGCGACCUGGCCGCCAACAUCCUGGUGAACAGCAACCUGGUGUGCAAGGUGUCCGACUUCGGCAUGUCGCGUGUGCUGGAGGACGACCCCGACGCCGCCUACACCACACGGGGGGGGAAGAUCCCCAUCCGCUGGACGGCACCGGAGGCCAUUGCCUACAGGAAGUUCACAUCGGCCUCGGACGUCUGGAGCUACGGCAUCGUCAUGUGGGAGGUGAUGUCAUACGGCGAGCGGCCGUACUGGGACAUGAGCAACCAGGAUGUCAUCAAGGCAAUCGAGGAGGGCUACCGGCUGCCCCCGCCCAUGGACUGCCCCGUAGCGCUGCAUCAGCUCAUGCUUGACUGUUGGCAGAAGGAGCGCAGCGACCGGCCCAAAUUCAGCCAGAUAGUCAACAUGCUGGACAAGCUGAUCCGCAACCCCAACAGCCUGAAGAGGACGGGGGCCGAGACGGGCAGGCCUAACACAGCCCUCCUGGACCCCACCAUCCCGGACUUCUCCUCACUGGGCUCGGUGGCCGACUGGCUUCAGGCCAUCAGGAUGGAAAGGUACAAGGACAACUUCAGUGCCGGCGGGGUCACCAGCCUGGAGGCCGUGCUGCACAUGACUGAGGACGACCUGGUGCGCAUCGGCAUCUCCUCGGCACCCCACCAGAGGAAGAUCCUGAGCAGCGUGCAGGCGAUGCAGGCCCAGGUGCAGCACAUCCAGGGCAGGAUGGUGCCCGUCUGAGGCUGGAGGGCGCAUCACCGAUUUUAUAAGGAAAGAAAAUCAAAACCGAAAAAAAAGUUUACCUCAUCAUGCACUUUAAACUGAAUUUAAAAGGAUCAGGAGGGAGGGAAGGGAAAAGCAGGCACUUUGUAGAGGAUCCAUGUGCCCCUCGGCACCCGGACCGUUCCAUCUGCGGCAUGGAGCUGACCUUCCAGUAGAAGCCUUCCGAGGACCCUCACCUUGAUCUGGACACGCGUUUCUUUUUGCUUUCAGAGGCUCCUCCCUGCCAAGUGGCCGUUGUUUUUGUCUUUGUGUUGGUUUGUGACCCGCUUCUAGAUGAUUUGCUGCCAUGUGACUUGGUGCGUUUCUCACGCACGCUGGUUUGAGACGUCAGGCCUAAUGAGCCCCCUGCUUUCGGGGGGGUGGGGGUGGGGGGGGGAGCUUUUUUGGUCAUUAAGCUGUAUUUGUUGGAAUGAAGUAUAUUUUCCUCAGGACAUUUUCAGAAAUUCUUUGAUCAGAAGGAACUUGUCCCCCCCCCCCUCCCCAUCCCGGCCUUUAUAUAGACCCACCUUCCAAAUGGGUCGAAUCUUGUUUUUUCCUCUUGCUUCCUCUUGACUGGAUGUGGUUCUGGACCAGCUCAGUACCAGCGAUUUUCGUCCUGGACACGGACCCACAGCUCUCCUCGGACCCACAUGUAUGUUUGUUUCAAUCCCACUCCAAAAAACGACAGCACCUGGCAGCAGCCACCAAAAAAAUAAGAUGCAUAUGAUGGAAACCUGCCUUAUUAUGGGAUGCUCUGUGGACGUCAGCUUAAGCUGUCACAGCACAUCGUCAUCAGAAGUGGUGGUGAAAAUGGUGCCACCCUACAGUGGAGCAAAAGGGCCACAUCCCCCACUUCGUCCAGGAUGAGGACCCCCCACCCCCAUGCAAAGAUCUGUACUUCAGUGAUACUAGCAGAAUGUGAUGUCAGAAGUGUCGUUACUCGUCUGCUGACCUCAUUUGUUUUACUGGAUCUGUUCGCAUGUCACCACCACACAGUGUGUGACCGAAUGUCCCCUCAGUGCUGCCACUUCAUCCAGUCUUGCUGUGGUCAUGGAGCACGACGACAGGAAAAUAAGAAGCUCUAACAUGAGACUGGGUUGCUGUUCGUCUGUCACCAAUGACACAGGGUUCUCACAAAUUCUUGGGCAGCAUGAGGAGACCAGAAGGGAUUUAUUACAGCCUUCUAAUGACCAUUGCCCAUCGCGGAAGCCCCGCCCCUUCAAACACCUUGCACCAAUCACAGACUAAGCCCUUGGCACUCGCUGAAUAUGAGCUGAACUCUGAUUGGCCAGCAGAUGGGCUGACUCAUUCAUCCCAAAACGGCCUGGACCAUUCGUGCGGGUGCAGUGACAAACUGAGUAAUCACUGUGCUGCAGGGUUGCUUUUAAAAGGGAAAGGUCUAUACUAUAUUUGUUUUUCUUAUUUUUGCAUUGUUCAUUUCUAAUUUGCACCAAAUGUCUGUCAGCGAGGCCUGUUUCCAAGGACGUAAAUUGUGUUUAUUGGAUUUUUUUUUUUAUAAUAUGUCUGACAGUCACAUAUUUCAAACAUCUCUGCUGUCCUCAAAUAGCAAUUUAGUGAUUUUUUUUAAUCCUUCAAGGAUUUGUUUGGAAUAUGCAAGGUCUGAUGGAGGAGAGUAACAUAGAAUGUACUGUACAAUGCAUUUUAAUUUAGUUUAUGACAGGAAAAAACUAACAAAACAUGAUUUAUUUUGUCAUUUUAUGCAUCUGAUUGCAUCUGCUUUAGUCAUAAAAUAAUUUGUUUCUUUUAUGUUUCUUUUUUUGUUUUUCUUUUGACAGAUUUAGGUACAUAUAACUUAUGUCAUUUAUUUAUGAUCUUUUAUAUCUAGUUUGUAAAUUGUAAAAUAAUAGUAAAAUGAAGAAAUAAAGGGAUGCCACUGUGCAUUCUGAUGAAAGUGCUUUAA
This is a messenger RNA of Brienomyrus brachyistius, 5021 nucleotides long. Its product is annotated as ephrin type-A receptor 4-like. Gene Ontology annotation, cellular component: neuron projection; plasma membrane. Gene Ontology annotation, biological process: axon guidance; protein phosphorylation; negative regulation of axon extension. The record is from RefSeq and is a predicted model, not a curated record. Lineage: Eukaryota; Metazoa; Chordata; Actinopteri; Osteoglossiformes; Mormyridae. Gene Ontology annotation, molecular function: protein binding; transmembrane-ephrin receptor activity; ATP binding.